Plasmodium fragile is the source of this 1719-nucleotide messenger RNA. Its product is annotated as thiamine-phosphate pyrophosphorylase. Gene Ontology annotation, biological process: thiamine biosynthetic process. NCBI's taxonomy places the organism in Eukaryota, Apicomplexa, Aconoidasida, Haemosporida, Plasmodiidae. Bases 1 to 1719 code for a protein of 572 amino acids. The transcript has a single exon. The record is from RefSeq and is a predicted model, not a curated record. Gene Ontology annotation, cellular component: cytoplasm. Gene Ontology annotation, molecular function: thiamine-phosphate diphosphorylase activity.
AUGAGGCAGGAAUUUAGUUGGCCUAGGUUGCUAGGCUUGCCCAACCUGAGUCACCUCCGCCGCGUCGCGCGGUUCCCCCCCUGUCGCUGCUUCUCCACGCGGUGCAGUUUGCCGGGGAGACUUGUGGACUACUCCCUGUACCUCGUGACGGACGACAAAUUCUUUACCGAUAAGCAGAAUGUGUGCAGCACGCUGCUUGGGAAGGUGCGGGAAGGAGUUCUUGGGGGAGUGGGGUUGGUGCAGCUUCGACUGAAGAAGGCAGAGGACAGAUAUUUCUACAACACAGCCGUAAGCAUGAAGCAACUCCUACGUAAAUACAAAGUCCCACUAAUAAUAAACAAUAGACUGGAUAUCUGUGUAGGUGUAGAUGCUGAUGGAGUGCAUGUGGGUAGAACAGACCUCCCCAUCAAAGUGGCAAGAGACAUUUUAGGAGGAGAAAAAAUAAUCGGGGCAACCAUAAAUUUUAGCAAUGAUGAGGACAUUCAGAUGGCCCUGAACAGCCGUGUAGAUUACAUAGCGCAUGAACACACAUUAUAUGAAUCCACGACGAAGAAAAUUGCAGCUUCGCAUCACGAGGGGAUAAAGGAACAAAUACGCAAUCUACUGUGUAGGAUAAAACAUCUUCAAGAGAGAGGGAAAAUUUAUAAGCCAAUUUUAGAUUCAGAGGCUCCACCUAUUAUACUCAUUGGAGGCAUUAAUACUAACAACAUUGAGGAAACUAUGACCCAUUUUUAUGACUCCUGUGCAGGGGUUGCAGUUGUGUCAAAUAUCAUUGGAGAGAAAUGCAACUCCUUUUUCAAUUCACUCAGGUUAAGGUUUGUAAUAGAUAAACAUAAAAAGGGUUACAAUGAUGCAUUUGUGAAUUUGUGCAUGGGCUUGUUGCGUCAUUUUUUUUGGACCAACUUAGAGCGCGACAUGAAAGGGGUGCACACUAGCUUGAUUUGGGGACCACCCGCGGAGACACCACAGAGAGAGGCGGCAAAAGGGGACACUUUUCGAUUAGCUACAAAUGUGGACGUUAAAAAAAACGUACUCCACUUGUUUGAAAAUAAUCUUGAUUUGAAAUUUGUGCAAUUGAAUCAACCCAUUGUGUGCGAUUCCGCUGUGUGCACUUCCGCUGCGGGGGGCAAUUUUUUCCUAUUCUGUUCGAGGCGCACGGGUGUAGCGACAGAAGCAAUCGAAGCGGGGGGGGAAGGUUGCGGCCUCCACGGUGAAGGGAAAAAAAUGCACAUUCCGCACGACCCAUAUGUCAGCAAGUGGAUUCAGCAAAAUAAAAAAAUUGCAAACGGGGUCUUCAUUCUUAUAGGCGAGGAUUUCUUAACCCUAUUCCGAAAAUUUUUGGCACCUGAAUUUUUCCACAUGAACAAUUUUGUUCUAAUCACGAACAGGGAACAAAGCGGCUGGGAGACGCUGCGCUGUGACGCGCGCGGCGCUUCCAUACAGUUCAGUAAUAACAAUUUAAUCAAUGUCGCGUUGAAGAAUAUCCACGUGGACAGUGAGGCAGGGAACCGCUUUGCCAUUUUGCUCUCAUAUUUUUUAAUGGUGCAGCAGAAGAUGAAGCAGGAGUGGCCCCAGUUUUUAACCCAAAUUGUGGGGGAGGGAGCAGCAUCGGUGGACGCAGGGGAAGAGGGAAAACUUCUCAAAUUAGCCGCUGCGGUGAACAUGUCGUUCGAGGUGCUUUCAAAUGAGCACACGUGGUUGGCGGCGUUCUCCACGUAG